AUGCUCAAGCCCAAUGAGAAUGAGGCCGUUUGGAAUAACAGUGCCACUCACCCACAUGCCACCACAGAUGCCACCACAGAUGCCACCACAGAUGCCACCACAGAUGCCACCACAGAUGCCACCACAGAUGCCACCACAGAUGCCACCACAGAUGCCACCACAGAUGCCACCACAGAUGCCACCACAGAUGCCACCACAGAUGCCACCACAGAUGCCACCACAGAUGCCACCACAGAUGCCACCACAGAUGCCACCACAGAUGCCACCACAGAUGCCACCACAGAGUCAUAG
Knipowitschia caucasica is the source of this 291-nucleotide messenger RNA. Lineage: Eukaryota; Metazoa; Chordata; Actinopteri; Gobiiformes; Gobiidae. The record is from the annotation of a GenBank genome assembly.